Rhizophagus irregularis DAOM 181602=DAOM 197198 is the source of this 713-nucleotide messenger RNA. Lineage: Eukaryota; Fungi; Glomeromycota; Glomeromycetes; Glomerales; Glomeraceae. The record is from RefSeq and is a predicted model, not a curated record.
AAAAAAAAAAUCAUAAUAAUGUAAUAUAAAUUUUCUUUUAUAGUUAUAAAAAAAUAUAACUAAUUUACAUUUAGGAUGAUUUUAAUUAUUUUCACCUAAGUGAUUUAACCUGGUAAUUUUAUAUAAUUUUAAUAUAAUUCAGGUAAAAUCACCUGAUUAAUUUUAUUGAUAUAGUUUAAUUAUAAUAAUCUAUAUGAAUGUUGCUGACUUGGCCAAAUCUUUGAAAAAACUUGUUGUUACCUUGCCUGAUCACCAGCGUUGAGGUGCAGCAACAUUGAUUAGAAGGAGAAAAAAAUGAAACAUACAUCAACUAUGAAACUUUAAAACUAUUAAUAAAACCAUUUAUAAUGGAAAAUAUUUUAAACUCAAAUUUUUUUUAUAGUCCCGAUAUGUUAUUUAACUCUUAUUAUGAUUCUUCAUAUAGUGGUUCAGACUUACUUAAUGAUUAUGAUAUACUUAAUAAAACCCAAAUAGGAAAUGUAAGAAGAAUAGAUGUUUCAGUAAAUGAGGAUAUAAAUAGCGAGUAUGAGGAAGAAGAGAAUAGAUUAGAAUUAAAUCAAAGGAUGGAAUUUGAAACAUGGGAAUUUGCUGAAUUAUACCUUAAUGAAUAUGCAAAGCAACAGGAAUUUUCUUUUUGUAAAAAAAAAUGUAUACUGGAUCCAACUGACAGUACAAUAACAAGACAUAGAAUGUAUGAAUGUUCAUAUACUUGA